Scylla paramamosain (green mud crab) is the source of this 4034-nucleotide messenger RNA. RefSeq names its product transient receptor potential cation channel subfamily A member 1-like. Gene Ontology annotation, cellular component: membrane. The transcript is spliced from 5 exons. The record is from RefSeq and is a predicted model, not a curated record. Gene Ontology annotation, molecular function: protein binding; monoatomic ion channel activity. The coding region runs from base 754 to 3243 and encodes 829 amino acids. Lineage: Eukaryota; Metazoa; Arthropoda; Malacostraca; Decapoda; Portunidae. Gene Ontology annotation, biological process: monoatomic ion transport; transmembrane transport.
GUGUCGGCAGCGGGCGUGUUUGAGGCGUGAUGUAGCGACGGUCUUAAGAGAUGACUCACAAAUUACUAGUGAUUAUUAGCCUUCUUAAACAAGCAUUAUCUAGGCUCCAUACACCAAUAGAGUCUAAGUGAGCUAAGUAUAACGAAUAAAACACAUGUUAAGUGGUUAAAUAAUAUAAGAGAGGGCAGCGAACGGGAUGGAGUGCCUCAGGAAGGGUGGAGGCCACCUCGCCCCGCCAGUUAGUUCUAACCUGCAGGAGUGAAGGGAUCAGUCGCCGUCUCUCGCUGCCACCGCUUGUGAAGUGUGCCUGUGGGUAUGGCUGCCGUGACGUGACAGUACUGCACACGCGCCGGUCUGAAUUCCUGUGCACUCUAUAAAAGGGACAAAAAUUAUCCUAAUCGUGUGUAUUUUUAUUCGUGACAAACGUGUGACACCUGUGGAUGAGGAAACGGGACUUAUAGAAAUUUUGUUCAGCCGACAGAAAACACGACGAUUUUAAGAACCGCUCGGGAGGCAGAAGCAGUAGCAGGUGCAGCGACCAGCGUGGUUGUGGAACAAAGGUGCUACGCUGCUGAGCAGCUCUUGAGGCAGUGAACUGGUAGUGGAACCCGAGUGUCGGGAGCAACGUGUCGCAGGCUGGGAUGAGGCACGCAAGACUGGUGGUCGGUGGUGACUGAUGACAACGCGCAAAUCGCCGAGGACAACCGUUCAUGUGUUUCGGGACCAGACAUCCCCGCGGGGGCAGCGGGAGACAUGAGUGAAACAUCGGCCCCCCGUCACUCAGCGGCAGCCAUGCAGACCAGGCAGCAGCUCUUCCGCACCAUUUCAGUGGAUGAAUCCAAUCCAGGGACGCCCAGGCUCCGGGGCCCCAAGCCUGACAGCAAGUUCCUCGCCGUCGUGAACGCUCUAAAGGCUCGCGAUGUGGCGGAGGUGCGCCAGCUGCUGCGGCGCGGCCAUCCUGUCAACCAAAGCGAGCCCGCGAUGGGCAACAAGACGCUGCUCAUAUCGGCCGCGGAGUAUGGCUUCGUGGAUGGCGUGGUGGAGCUGCUCAAUGCCGGAGCCAAUGCCAACACGGCAGAUGCCGCUGGGGCCACGCCGCUGCACAUGGCGGCCGGCGGCGGCCACCUUCCCACGCUACGAGUCCUUAUAAGCCACGGCGCCCACGUCAACACUCUGGACACCCACUGCAGCACGCCACUACACUAUGCCGCCAGAGCCGACAGCCAAGAGCCCAACAGCAGCUGUCUGGUGGAGGCGCUGCUGGCGGCUGGAGCGCGGUGCGGUCUGCGUGACAGAGAGGGUCAGCUACCGCUGCACAAGGCCGCCGCGGCGGGCAGCGCCAGCGUGGUGAGGGUGUUGGCCCGGGAACCAUAUAAGGCUACGGUCAAUCUAAAAGACAAUGAGGGGCGCACACCGCUGCACUGCGCUGUGCAGGGCGGUCGCUCCUUGGAGGUGGUGGAGACACUGCUGCAUCUGGAGAGUAUCAUUAACGCCAAGGACAAGCAGGGACACACGCCCCUCCAUCUGGCGGCGAAGAGACAAGUCAAUUACGUGGACGAAGACUUUGACGGGGCGUGUCUGGAGCUGCUGUUGGCCCACGGGGCGUCGGUGGCCACCACCAACAACGAGGGGCUCAAUGCACUCUCGCUGGCUCUGCGCCGUACCAUGUGGUGGGGACGCCCCGCCUCUAGGGACCACAUCCUGGACGCCGUGCGGCAGCUGGUCUUCAAAGGCAGCUGUGUGCAGGACGGGUUUGCCAUGUGGCGGAUGGUGGAGAGCUUCCCCUCUCUGGUGCCCAUCGCCCUCAACAGAUCCUUCUCCGCCAACACGUCGGCUAGGGACUCGCCUCACCUUCGUCUUGACUUUGAUUUCAACCCGCUACUGGUGAGCGCCCAGCUGCUGCGCCAGACUCAGCGCCAGUCGCCGUUGCUGCCCCAGACUGACCUACCCAAGGCACUUUUACAAGAGAACGAAGUGUCAAUGCUCCACUACAUCAUGAAGGCGGGCCGCAAACGGCUUCUCCUCCACCCCCCUCUGCCAUUCCUUCCUGCACCUGAAAUGGUCGGGGCGGUGUCGGUGGUGCUGGCGUGGGUCCGCUUCAUGCUCUUCACGGGCCAGUUCCCGAGCUGUGGCGUCUACAUCGUCAUGUUCUCCACAGUCGCUCGAAACGUCUUCAAAUUCUUGGCAAUGUACGUGUUCAUCCUGCUGGCCUGCGCCCUCGGCUUCCACGUGCUGCUGCGGCCCUUCAAGACCUUCGAGAACCCUUAUAUCUCCUUCGUCACCUCCUUGGUGAUGAUGACGGGGGAGCUGGACUACACGGACACCUUCCUGGACAGGACGUACAAGGUGCUGUCCAUCGCCAUGCUGGUGGGUUUCAUGCUCUUCGUGUACAUCAUCCUGUCUAACCUGCUGGUGGGCCUCGCCGUCAGCGACAUGUACGCCAUCCAACAGAGGUCUGAGUUGCUGCGGCUGACGCGCCAUGUGGAGCUGAUGGUGCAGGUGGAGAAUUUAUUCCGGAGCCGCCUGGUGCCAAACGCUCUCCAGAGGCUUCUGCUGCGGAGCAUCACUGUAAUCGACGCAGAGCAGCGUCCUACAGUCUCCGUCUACCCAAACUCAAGUCGUGGCUUGGUGGACAGCCUCUUCCUCUUCCUCUCCCGAACAUUGGGCGGACGCCGCCUGCUCAUCAAGAUCUUUGAAAUGUUUAUUUCCGGCUUCAUCGAACCGGAGUUGGAGCCGUCGCUGCCUCCUCAGCUCAUCACCUCAGUGCUCGACGUGGCUCUGCGGGAACACGAACUGGAUAAGAGGGAGCGUUUGUUGCAUCUGAGGAGCCUCCAGCUGUGCGUGGCUAACCAGCGUCCAGGGCCGUCUCCUUCAGCUCCUUCCAGCCACGUCGUUGCGGCUCGCGCCUCCUCAGUGAGACCCGCGGCGCUGGCUGGGCGUGCCUCGUGGCGGUGGACCUUAAUGAGUGAGACUGACGGCGACGACGACCCUCCUGACUUCUUGCACCCUGUCAGCGCCACGCAGCCCCCUUGCAACCCGCUCUGGCCCACCCCGUCACGAGCAAUGCUGCCAGACCCUAACGUGCGCCUGGAGGAAAUUAAGAUUCUGCUAAUGCAGAUGCAGACGAGGAUGGACGAACUAAGUCGUCAGGUGCAGGAACAGGCUACACAUUCCUCCCACCGAAACCUUGACAUCCCUACUGCCGCGCAGUCCCUUGAGACAGUGAACGAGGUCAUUGUGUAACUUGUUUUCGCCGCGUCGUCGCCAUUGUGGCUCGUGGCAUCUUCACAUCGUUCCGAAACGGCUCUGCGCUGAACUGGAAUGUCGGUUAAAGGUUGAGACGUACGAUUCGCCCCAUGCGGGUCACCGUGACGAGGAGUGCCGAGGUAGCUUUGCACAUCAAUCACGGAAUGUUGACUCUUCCCACCUUGCGUCCCGUACACCCUCUUCACCUUCCUCUCACACACAGCACAGACCCACAUGACCACACCUUACGUUCUCUAGGUCACCGUGCCAACCACUGUUAACGUUCAACAAAGUGGCCGAGGGAGAGAGUGCCAAGAUUUCCAUGUCGUAAGUCGUCACGGCAAGAGACUACUUCGAGGAGUCGCCGCGAGUGUUGGUGUGCGGGAGUGAGGUGAAGGGGGUGGGGUGGCUGGGGCGUGUUGGGUCUUCCUGCAUGGGCGGCGGCGGGUUGUGGUGCUAGUAGACUGAUGAUCUUUCCCAUCUAGACUUGGGUGGCGGAGGAAAACCAGUGAUAUGUAUAUAUAUAUAUAUGUACGUGUGUGUGUGUGUGUGUGUGUGUGUGUGUGUGUGUGUGUGUGUGUGUGUGUGCGUGUGUGUGUGUGUGUGUGUGUGUGUGUGUGUGUGUGUGUAUGUGUGUGUGUGUGUAUAUACAAGGUGUGUGUAUAUAACGUUUCCAUCACUCCGGGUCGUCAGCUGUUUCCGUCGCACCAGGGAAACUUUAGGUAUUGUUAUUGUAAUAUAUAUUUUUUUACCAGUUAGUGUGUGAAAAAUAAAAACAGCUAUUACUA